Colletotrichum chrysophilum is the source of this 1476-nucleotide messenger RNA. RefSeq lists its product as uncharacterized. The record is from RefSeq and is a predicted model, not a curated record. Lineage: Eukaryota; Fungi; Ascomycota; Sordariomycetes; Glomerellales; Glomerellaceae. Gene Ontology annotation, biological process: lipid metabolic process. The transcript has a single exon. Gene Ontology annotation, molecular function: phosphoric diester hydrolase activity. The coding region runs from base 1 to 1476 and encodes 491 amino acids.
AUGGGGUUCUGCCUCUCACUUCCCUUCCCCUCCCCCUCCUCCAACGGAAUCCCCUUCGACAUGGCGCCUCUCACUAUCCGCAACCUGACCUCUCUGCCCGUUACCCUCAAGCGUGUUGAGCGCUUCGAAGGUGAGAAGGUUCGCACCGGAGAUGUUUUGGGCAACACCAUUGGCACCAUUGGCUCGUUCUUCAAUGCGACAACCUUCACUACGAGAGAGACCGUCGUAAAGGGCGAGUCGCAUACCACCGAGGAUGUAGAUGUCCAUGUCGAUCCCUUCACCAUCAACGACACGGGAAUCAACGCCCCAGAACCCGGCGGCAAGGAGGUCAUCCGUCUGCAGUUCGAAAUCGAAGGCCACCGUUAUGAGAUCGACGCCCCGAGCCCAUCCAACCGCUCAUCCGUCAUGAAGAAGCUCGACGAUGCGCCUCUCGAGCUCACGGCCGUCUAUGUGUCCUCCGGCGCAUUCCUCGCCAUCAUGUCCUCUGCCAACCUCAACGCCUGGAUGCGUGAGCUCCAGGACCACUAUCCCCUUCCACUCCUCUCCAUUCCCGGCACGCACAACUCUCCCACAUGUCACACGGCUCUCCCCUCGGUGCGAUGCCAGGCUGUCAGCGUCCGCGAGCAACUCGACAACGGCGUGCGCUUCCUCGACAUCCGCGUCUCAGCCAGCCAAGAUAACGACGACCUGGCCCUCGUCCACUCCGUCUUCCCCAUCUCUCUGACGGGCAACAAGUACUUCGCCGACAUGCUCUCCGACAUCUAUGCCUACCUCGACGCCAACCCCUCUGAGACCGUCCUCAUGUCUGUAAAGCGCGAAGGCACCGGCAAGGGCACCGACGAGCACCUGAGCCGCUACCUUCGCGACCGCUACGUCGGCCGUGACGCCCACCGCUGGUUCGUCGAGCCGCGCAUCCCCCGCCUCGGCGAUUGUCGCGGGCGCAUCGUGCUGAUCCGCCGCUUCGGCAUCGACGAGUCCCUGCGUGGGGAACACGACGGCAGGGGCUGGGGCAUCGAUGCGCAGAACUGGCCCGACAACUGCGAGGACGGCACCGUGGGCGGCGGGCUCAUCCGCGUCCAGGACUUUUACGAGAUCGACCAGUCUACCAACAUUGAGAAGAAGAUUGACUUCUCGCGCGGCCAGCUGGAACGCGCCGCCGAGCAGUUCUUCCACCUCCCCGGCAUGCCAGACUUCAACGCCGACGCCCCGUCGCUGCCCUUUUUCGUCAACUUCCUGAGCGCGAGCAACUUCUUCAAUGCCACCUGCUGGCCAGAACGUAUCGCGGCCAAGGUGAACCCGUCUGUCAUCGAGUACCUGUGCAUGUGUCACGGUGAGCAGGGCAAGGGGCCCAAUCAGCUCAACAUUGGCGACGCCGCAACUGGCAUCAUCGUCACAGAUUGGGUUGGAGCGCAUGGCGACUGGGAUUUGAUCAGAUGUAUUGUUGGGAUGAACUCGCGGCUGCAGCUCAAGCAUUAG